This is a messenger RNA of Pimephales promelas (fathead minnow), 2636 nucleotides long. NCBI's taxonomy places the organism in Eukaryota, Metazoa, Chordata, Actinopteri, Cypriniformes, Leuciscidae. The record is from RefSeq and is a predicted model, not a curated record.
AUGAGGAAGGUAGUCCUGCUGUUUGGUUUAUGGAGUCUUCUCUCCCUCUCACAUGCUCAGUUGACAGAUAGAGAGGAGCCUGAAGGUGAGGAAGAGGUGGUUGAACUUUUUACCACACCACGCACCAAGCUGGCUGCCGCAACCUCUGAUUUUGGCUACAACCUGUUCCGUCAGCUGGCAGCACGUGACCCCAAGGCCAGCGUCUUCCUGUCUCCCACGAGUAUCUCAGCAGCAUUCACGCAGCUUUCAAUGGGGGCAUCUGAACGAGCAGAGAAACAGAUUUACAGGGCCCUCCGCUAUCACACCCUGCAAGACAGUCAGCUCCAUGACACGCUGAGAGACCUUCUCUCCUCACUCAGGGCACCUGCCAAAGGCUUCAAGUCAGCAGAACGGAUCCUUUUGGCUAGAAAACUCCGUCUCAGGCUGGAAUACCUCAACAGUGUAGAGAAGCAAUAUGGGGUCCGGCCUCAAACUCUUGCAGGUGGAGCGCGGGACCUCAAGAUUGUUAAUGAUUGGUUCAAACAGCAGACUGGUGGAAAAGUGGAACAAGUUGUUCCUUCCCCUCUUUCUCGUAAAAUAUCCGUGCUGCCUGUCGGAGCUGCCUCCUUCAAUGGUAAAUGGAUAACUAGGUUCAGCAAAGCUAAUAAGUUGGAGAACUUCCAAAGAGAUGGAGAAGCGCCAACUCUCAUUCCCAUGAUGGAGCAGGAGAAUUACCCAGUGAAGAUGGGUAUUGACCCUGACCUUGGCUGCACGAUAGCCCAGGUUCCUAUGGUGGAUGGAGUGAGCAUGUAUUUCUUCUUGCCCGAUGAAGUGACUCAGAAUCUGACUCUAAUAGAGGAAGCACUUACAGCUGAGUUUGUCCAGGACCUUUCCAAUACCCUCCACGCAGUGCAGGUGCUGCUUACUCUUCCCGUUAUCAAACUCAGCUACAGGACCGACCUGCUGCCUUCCCUCUCGGACCUGGGUCUGUCUGAAUGGUUGGCAGAGACGGACCUUAUCAAAAUCACCAGUCAGCCAGUCAAGUUAAAUGGCGUCCAACAUAUGGUUGUGCUGGAGACGGCUCCAGAGGGUGCAGAGUAUGCCAGCAACACCCCCACUGCCAAAGGCCAAUCACUGGCUCUAACGUAUCGCGUGGACCGGCCUUUCCUCUUUCUAGUCAGGGAUGAGCCAUCAGGGGCACUUCUUUUCAUUGGGAAAGUGCUGAACCCAAGUGACUUGAAAAGGGUAUGAGAAAGACAUGCACAUACAUUCAUAAAAACAAACAAAUGAGAGACCAGCGACUUUUAUAUGUGCUAAUUUUUGCCCAAAUCUAUUAACAAGAAAUAAAUAUUUUACAUAUCUGCAAUUACAUGGGCAUUUCAAGCAAAAACCAUCAAUGCAAACUUUAGGGGCUUUCGCACCGGGUACUAGAAACUUAGUUCUUGGAACUAGUCAGAAGGGAGAACUAAUGGUUCCCUUAGGAACAUUUUCCUGCCAGCAGGUACUCUGAAGUGACAUAAAUAUGGUAGGUACUCUGAAGUGACAUAAAGCCGCGCUUGUUGUGACUUUUAUUUUGCCGGUGCGGCGGACCUUUAUUUUGACGGCGCUAAAAAUGUCUGAUCCCGCAUUCUCAGUCUUUAUUAUUUUACUAUCUGUCAAAUACGUUAUUAGAGAACUGUUAUACAAAGACAGUAUAUGAAAAGUUAUUAGCGUAUACCGUGUGCUUGAUGUCCAGUGUUGCUAGCUGAGCAGAAAUGAGAAAUCUCGUCCCCUUGGUCCCCUCAAAGUAGUGUUGAAUGAAUUUUCUCCUCAGCGUAAAGGUUAAGAGGCCAAUCUAUCACUAUUUUCCAUGUUCGUGGAGUUAGUUUUUGGAGUAAAUAUAUAGGCUAUAAUCUGCGUUUACACUGCUUAAAAAAAGGGUUUCGUGUGCAUUCGGCCAAUCAGUGUACGUUAACAUCACUGGUAUUUCCGGUAGUUUUAGACCCUAAUCUGAAGUAGGGGCUAAAUUUGUUCUUCCAAAAUGAGUUCCUAGAACUAAAAUCGUUCCUAGUUCCUGUGGUGUAAACGUGCCAAAAUCAGGGUACUUCUGCCAAUAGUUAUAGGAACUAUGAAAAGGUUCCUCUGGUGCAAAAGCCCUUAUGUGUACAGUACAAAAUUCAUAGGUCAAGCUAUACUUAUGAUGGUAUGGUCCAUUUGUGCUUUUUAUUAAGGAUAUUUUAUUGAUAGACUCAGAUGUUCUUAGCCAUGUAAUCUAAAUUCGUUCUGCCACAUAAGGAUUUGACACUCAUAAAUCGGACAAACUUUUCACACGUUCACAAUCCCUUGUGUAUUAACAGCUGCUAUGUUGUUUAUUAAAUUGUAGGAACAGCUGUUAUGUUUUUUUUUAUGAAAUCUCAAAAGCAUGUUGUAAUGGCAAUCAUAUUUUGUGUAACAUUUGUGUUGAUACAUGUAUCGAUACAUGUUGAGUGUUCUAUAGGCUACAUCUGACUUAUGACUUUAGUCCCUCAGCAAUGUUUAAAUUAAUUUCAAAUUAAGUUCAGUUGACAUUCCCAUAUGUGCAUUUACUACCAGCAAGAUUAUUCUAAAUGUGUAUAGUAUGUUGGCUAUUGCUAAAAUAAAAAGUAAAUAAAAAAAUAAUAAAAAAAUUGCAAUCAGUA